AUGGAUGGACUGCAAACUGCGAAGACAAUGGCCUGUUACUCGUCCGCACCAGCCCUGACCGCCUUUUUGGCUGAAGCCUUUGGAACCUUUGCCUUGGCUUUUGUCGUCUUUGCCUUGACAUCGGACCAAAACAAGCAAGCACAGGGUCUGUUUAUACCGCCCAUUAUUAUUGGAUCCGCCGUGGCUCUGAUUAUUGCCGUCAUUGGACCUCUCUCUGGAGCUUCUUUGAAUCCUGCGCGAGAACUUGGGCCUCGGCUGAUUCUCAAGCUUUUCGGGUGGUCUUCUGCUGUUGCCUUCAAGCAGUUGGGACUGUACGCGGGCGCUGCUGUGCUGGGUGCUGUUUCGGGUGGAUUCGUUGUAGACAAGUUCUUGUACGCCAAAGAGGACAACGACAAUCUGGGUGGCUCGUACGAUGGACGACCAUAA
Seminavis robusta is the source of this 426-nucleotide messenger RNA. NCBI's taxonomy places the organism in Eukaryota, Bacillariophyta, Bacillariophyceae, Naviculales, Naviculaceae. The record is from the annotation of a GenBank genome assembly.